Molecule: messenger RNA, 6416 nt
Organism: Zalophus californianus (California sea lion)
Lineage: Eukaryota; Metazoa; Chordata; Mammalia; Carnivora; Otariidae
Gene: DIP2A
Product: disco interacting protein 2 homolog A
Exons: 38
Coding region: 1-4695 (1564 amino acids)
Cellular component (GO): cell surface
Source: RefSeq, a predicted model, not a curated record
AUGGCCGACCGCGGGUGUCCGCUGGAGGCGGUGCCGCUGCCCGCCGAGGUGCGGGAGAGCCUGGCCGAGCUGGAGCUGGAGCUGUCGGAAGGUGACAUCACUCAAAAAGGAUAUGAAAAGAAACGGGCAAAGCUGCUUGCACGCUAUAUCCCACUUAUUCAAGGAGUAGAUCCAUCCCUACAAGCAGAGAACAGGAUCCCCGCUCCCUCACAGACCACAGCUGCCGUGCCCAAACAGCAGAAGCCGCGGCCCACCAGCUCCCGGGACGAGCGCUUCCGGUCAGAUGUUCACACUGAGGCAGUGCAAGCAGCUUUGGCCAAAUACAAGGAGAGGAAGAUGCCUAUGCCUUCAAAAAGACGUUCUGUUCUUGUACAUUCCUCGGUGGAAACCUACACGCCUCCAGACACAUCAUCUGCCUCAGAAGAUGAGGGCUCUUUACGGCGACCCGGGCGACUCACCUCCACUCCGCUCCAGAGCCAUUCCAACAUCGAGCCCUGGCUCGACCGGGUCAUUCAGGGCUCGUCCACCUCAUCCUCUGCAUCCUCCACCUCAUCUCACCCGGGAGGGAGACCCGCCGCCGCUCCCAGUGCCGCCGCCACCACGCUCACAGGCCCCGCGGCCCACGCCCACAUAGAUGUGCACUCCGCCCCUCCGGAUGUCACCACGGGCCUUGGGGAGCUUUCGCACCGCGAACAUCCGCAGCUGGCUUCUGUGCGAGGUGUCGCUCGGGGCUACAGCGGGAGUGUCCUGGAAACGGCUGGUGGUGUCCCUGUGAACAGCAGAGUGUCCUCCAAAAUCCAGCAACUUCUCAACACCCUGAAGAGGCCGAAGCGCCCUCCGCUGAAGGAGUUCUUUGUGGAUGAUUUUGAGGAGCUGUUGGAAGUGCAGCAACCAGAUCCAAAUCAGCCAAAGCCUGAGGGAAGCCAGAUGGUGGUACUGAAAGGGGAACCUCUGGCUGUGGGGGUCCCCUGGCCCCCAUCCCUGCUGGCUGCCCUGCAGCGGUGGGGUACGACGCAGCCCAAAGCCCCCUGUCUGACUGCCUUGGACACGGCUGGGAAGGCCUUCUACACCCUCACCUAUGGCAAACUUUGGAGUCGGAGUUUAAAACUAGCUUAUACUCUACUUAAUAAACUGACUAGUAAGAAUGAACCACUACUUAAACCUGGAGACAGAGUGGCCCUGGUGUUUCCGAACAGUGACCCUGUGAUGUUCAUGGUGGCAUUUUAUGGGUGUCUCCUGGCAGACCUGGUUCCUGUCCCCAUAGAAGUGCCAUUAACAAGAAAGGAUGCUGGCAGCCAGCAGGUCGGGUUUCUGCUGGGCAGCUGCGGCGUCGCCCUGGCCCUAACCACGGACGCUUGUCAGAAAGGCCUGCCCAAGGCACAGACAGGAGAGGUGGCGACUUUCAAAGGAUGGCCCCCGCUCUCCUGGCUGGUGAUCGACGGCAAGCAUCUGACCAAGCCCCCCAAAGACUGGCACCCGCAGGCCCAAGAUGCAGGGUCUGGGACUGCCUACAUCGAGUAUAAAACCAGCAAAGAAGGCAGCACAGUGGGGGUCACGGUGUCGCACGCAUCCCUGCUGGCCCAGUGCCGGGCUCUGACUCAGGCUUGCGGCUACUCAGAAGCUGAGACAUUAACAAAUGUGCUGGAUUUCAAAAGGGAUGCUGGUCUGUGGCAUGGAGUGUUAACAAGUGUCAUGAACAGGAUGCACGUCAUCAGCAUCCCGUACGCGCUGAUGAAGGUGAACCCUCUGUCCUGGAUUCAGAAAGUGUGUUCCUAUAAAGCCCGGGCCGCGCUGGUCAAGUCCCGCGACAUGCACUGGUCUCUCCUAGCUCAGCGAGGUCAGAGGGACGUCAGCCUCAGCUCACUGCGCAUGCUGAUCGUGGCCGACGGCGCUAACCCCUGGUCCAUAUCCUCCUGUGAUGCAUUCCUCAAUGUCUUCCAAUCCAGAGGGCUGAGGCCUGAGGUCAUCUGUCCUUGUGCCACUUCUCCUGAGGCGUUAACAGUUGCCAUCCGCAGGCCGCCAGACCUGGGAGGACCUCCACCAAAAAAAGCUGUCCUGUCGAUGAACGGUCUCAGUUUUGGUGUGAUCAGAGUUGAUACUGAAGAAAAGUUGUCUGUUCUUACCGUUCAGGACGUUGGUCAGGUGCUGCCGGGAGCUGACGUAUGUGUUGUGAAGAUAGAAGGUACCCCUUAUCUCUGUAAAACCGAUGAAGUUGGAGAAAUAUGUGUCAACUCCAGUACCACCGGCACAGCGUACUAUGGGCUACUUGGAAUCACUAAGAGUGUCUUUGAGACCAUCCCGGUCACGGCAGGAGGCGUGCCCGUGUCUGACAGGCCUUUCACCAGGACGGGGCUGCUGGGCUUCAUCGGGCCUGAUAACCUGGUCUUUGUCGUGGGCAAGCUGGAGGGGCUGAUGGUGGUUGGAGUUCGUAGACACAAUGCGGAUGACAUCGUGGCCACUGCACUGGCCGUGGAGCCCAUGAAGUUUGUCUACAGAGGCAGGAUUGCUGUGUUCUCCGUGACGGUGCUGCACGAUGACCGGAUCGUCCUUGUGGCUGAGCAGCGGCCAGAUGCCUCCGAGGAGGACAGCUUCCAGUGGAUGAGCCGCGUGCUGCAGGCCAUCGACAGCAUCCACCAGGUGGGCGUGUACUGUCUGGCCCUGGUUCCUGCCAACACCUUGCCCAAGGCUCCUCUCGGAGGGAUUCACAUUUCUGAAACCAAGCAGCGUUUCCUGGAGGGGAUGCUGCACCCAUGUAAUGUACUAAUGUGCCCUCACACCUGUGUCACCAACCUUCCCAAACCUCGCCAGAAACAACCAGAGGUGGGGCCGGCCUCCAUGAUCGUGGGGAACCUGGUUGCCGGGAAGAGGAUCGCACAGGCCUCGGGAAGGGAGCUGGCUCACCUGGAGGACAGUGACCAGGCCAGAAAGUUCCUGUUCCUGCCCGACGUGCUGCAGUGGCGGGCACACACCACUCCCGACCACCCGCUCUUCCUGCUGCUCAACGCCAAGGGCAGCGUCACCAGCACUGCAACCUGCGUUCAGCUGCACAAGAGGGCAGAGAGGGUGGCCGCCGCCCUGAUGGAGAAGGCAAGACUGAACACUGGGGACCACGUGGCUUUGGUCUACCCCCCAGGGGUGGACCUCAUUGCUGCCUUCUACGGCUGUCUGUACUGCGGCUGCGUGCCCGUCACGGUGCGGCCCCCGCACCCCCAGAACCUCGCCACCACGCUGCCCACUGUCAAGAUGAUCGUGGAGGUCAGCAAGUCCGCCUGCGUCCUCACCACACAGGCCAUCAUGCGGCUGCUCAGAUCUAGAGAUGCAGCCACCGCCGUGGACGUCAGGACCUGGCCGACCAUUCUGGAUACAGAUGACAUACCAAAAAAGAAGGUGGCGAACAUUUUCAGGCCCCCGUCUCCAGAUGUGCUCGCAUACUUGGACUUCAGCGUGUCAACUACGGGGAUAUUAGCAGGCGUGAAGAUGUCACACGCAGCCACAAGUGCCUUGUGCCGCUCCAUAAAGCUGCAGUGUGAGCUCUACCCCUCGAGGCAGAUCGCCAUAUGCCUUGAUCCCUACUGUGGCCUCGGCUUCGCCCUGUGGUGUCUGUGCAGCGUCUACUCAGGACACCAGUCCGUCCUGGUGCCCCCACUGGAGCUGGAGAGCAACGUAUCCCUGUGGCUGUCUGCCGUCAGCCAGUACAAGGCCCGGGUCACCUUCUGCUCCUACUCGGUGAUGGAAAUGUGCACCAAGGGCUUGGGAGCGCAGACGGGCGUCCUCAGGAUGAAGGGGGUGAACCUGUCCUGCGUGCGCACCUGCAUGGUGGUCGCAGAGGAGAGGCCCAGGAUCGCGCUCACGCAGUCCUUCUCCAAGCUGUUCAAGGACCUGGGGCUGCCAGCACGUGCGGUGAGCACCACAUUCGGUUGCAGGGUCAACGUGGCCAUCUGCCUCCAGGGCACGGCCGGCCCGGACCCCACCACCGUCUACGUAGACAUGAGGGCGCUGCGCCACGACCGGGUACGGUUGGUAGAACGGGGUUCUCCGCACAGUCUGCCAUUGACGGAGUCUGGAAAGAUCCUCCCUGGGGUGAAGGUCAUUAUUGCGCACACUGAAACCAAAGGGCCCCUUGGAGACUCACACCUGGGAGAGAUCUGGGUGAGCAGCCCGCACAAUGCUACAGGCUACUACACGGUGUACGGGGAGGAGGCACUGCACGCCGAUCACUUCAGUGCCCGGCUGAGUUUUGGAGACACCCAGACCAUUUGGGCGAGGACUGGCUACCUCGGUUUCCUUCGAAGAACAGAGCUCACGGAUGCCAGUGGAGAGCGACAUGACGCGCUGUAUGUGGUCGGGUCUCUGGAUGAGACGCUGGAGCUGAGAGGCAUGCGCUACCACCCCAUUGACAUCGAGACGUCCGUGGUCCGAGCCCACAGGAGCAUCGCUGAGUGCGCCGUGUUCACCUGGACCAACCUGCUGGUCGUGGUGGUGGAGCUGGAUGGGCUGGAGCAGGACGCACUGGACCUGGUGGCUCUGGUCACAAACGUGGUGCUGGAGGAGCAUCACCUGGUUGUGGGCGUGGUGGUCAUCGUGGACCCUGGUGUGAUUCCCAUCAACUCGCGGGGCGAGAAGCAGCGCAUGCACCUUCGAGACGGCUUCCUGGCCGACCAGCUGGACCCGAUCUACGUGGCCUACAACAUGUGAGCGCAGCUCCUCAGCCCUGUGCCUCCCGCGGCGGGAACCGGCAGAGGCAUCGGGCCACCAGCGGCCACCAGGAGAAGGGCUCCAGUCCUCCCGAGCGUCGCGCCCCAUCUUCCUCUGCUUGUUCAGAUCCGUCUCCAGGCUCCCCAAAUCUCACUUGGGAAACCGCUUCCUGGACCAUCUGAAGAAGUGUCUUGCUCUUGGAGGACAUUUAGGAGAGCAGGAAUGUCAGUACUUGAACAGAGGGCUGCGUGAGGGGAGAGGCAGGCCCGGCUCGGGGAGGGGAGGCAUUGCAAGUGCGCUACUGUGUUGCAAGUUUGCACUUUUUUUAGGCUGAAAAUAUAGUUCUUGAAUUUAAAAAUUCAGUUAUUUAUUCCCACUUCCUAUAUAGAAUUCAUGCUAGGAAGAACUUGAGGCCCCUAGUCCGUGUGCUUCACUUCUGUUUCACAGGGAGGAGCUGAGCGAGGGCAGCAGGUCCUGGCUGCAGCCCCCCCACCCCUCCCCCACCCCUGCGCUCACAGGGCGCUUCCUGUGCUGGUUGGAUGUGGAAAUGUGUGAGAACGCGUGUGCCCGAUCGUCCGCGUUUGUUGUCACUGAUCCUCGGGAAGUGCCACUUGGGGCUGUCAGGUUAGAUGCUUGCUUUUGGGCAGAUAAACCAGCAUUUAGUCUUAAACCACUUCCUAGGUUUGUCACUUCAUGCUGUUUAGUUAACUUCCUCGUUUUCCUAACACCACCGGAUAAGUCCUUCUCAAUCCGUGGAAUUGUGUUGAAUUGUUAUUUUUAUUCCUAUGAACAGACUUGGGGGCAUUGGCGGCAGUGCCUGGGGCGUUCAGAUCCUCGGUGCUGCUUGCUGAGCACCCUGCACGGGCUCCAGGGGCCGUGGACAGAGCCUUGUCCCCCGACCCUGGACUUCACAGUUUGAGUUGUGUGCCUAUAAAACUUGGCCAAACUGCAUUCAGUUAUUUUAUUCAAACCUGAUGAAACUGACUGAUCUAACAUUAUAGUAAAGCUAAAUCAAAGAAGAGAAUGUAAAAUCCUUUAGAUACUUAAAAGAAUUUGAAGCAAAGCUCAAAUCUAAGAUUAUUUUUAUAUAGCUCUUAAAGAGUAUGUUAUGAAGUUGUGGGGUUUUGGGGGGAUUGAGUGUGGGAAAGUUUAUGAAUUAUGCAUGCUUCCUAGGAACAACCAGGUGUUUCCGGAAUUAGCCUGGAGCAGUGCCUAACAAAGCUAUUAUUAAUUCUCUACCAUUUUAAAUUCACCACCAAAUGAGCCUGGCCAGCUGGGCCAACUCUCACAUCUCUUAUUUGGCUACAGGUAGCACGUGCGUAUUAGUUCUGUUUGCCUAUGGUGUUGAGCUGCCGUGUAAUAUGUUACAACAUACUGGAAUCCUAAUAAGCCUAUUGUAAUUAUGUACAUAAUCUGUAUAACUUAUUGUUUGACAUACAGAGGUUCUAGCAGUGGACUAACGGACAUUCCUUGUAAUAGAGUGACCGGUGGGGAAAAACUACCUAACCCUAAUCUCAAUGUUGUAGUUUUAUAGCAAACAAAUAUUGUAAAAUUUUUGUAUUGAGAGGUCAGUGGCAGUAAGACAAAGUGUCUUGUAAAUUAAGAUUUUAGGAAGCGCAUUAAAAUGUUUUAAAAUUACUCUCUGGGAAUUCUGUAUAUCACAGUAUAAUUUUUUUAUAUCAUUAUGUUAAUAAAAGGUAUUGACUAUUUGUAAUUCUGCA